AUGGCGCCCCAUUCCUCGCAAUCGUCGGCACCGUCGCCAUCUCUCAAGCGCAAGCAAGCAACCAUCUCCAGCUUCUUUGGCGGCAAGUCUUCUCCACGAACACCCUCCGAAACGACCAGCACCACGACCCAGGAAAAACGAUCCAAGAAACGAGCAGCCUCACCGGAACAGGAGAAACCCGCAGCGAAGCCCAUCCGCGAAGAAGACGACGACGAGGAUGACGACAUUGUGGUUCGACCCUCUAAACGUGCUAGAGUCACCUCUACCUCCACCUCCACCAAGGAUAGCUCGAGCAAAAUAUCAUUCAAGCCCAACCCCCCCACCUCACACACCCAGACCACCGAAAUAAGCAGCCAACGAACAGAGAUCUUCAAAUUCCAAAGCUCACCAGCAGCCACCGCACCAAAAGGUGACCAGCCCGAUGCCAACACCAACGCCGAGGACGCCGACCGAAGAAAAGAAAAAGAAAAGCUACACCAGAAAUUCGUCCGGAGGCUCGGAGGAGCAGAUUGCCUGAUUGGAAUUGGACGCACAGCCCCGGCAGCAAAUGAUGCCUCCACCGGCGCAGUCGAAGGCGAAGAAGACGACGAAGACGAACCAGCCCCACCACCAAAAGGCAAAGGCAAGAAGACCGGCAGCAAACUGACGCCGAUGGAAAAACAAGUCAUCGAGAUCAAGCGCAAACACCUGGACACGGUCCUCGUCAUUGAAGUCGGGUAUAAGUUUCGGUUUUUCGGAGACGACGCGCGCGUUGCGGCGAAGGAACUUGGCAUUGUGUGCAUUCCAGGGAAAUUCAGGUUCGAUGAGCAUUCAUCCGAGGCGCACCUUGAUCGCUUUGCUUCGGCGAGUAUUCCUGUGCACAGGUUGCAUGUUCAUGUUAAGCGGCUUAUUACGGCGGGGCAUAAGGUUGGCGUUGUGAGGCAGAUCGAGACGGCUGCGCUCAAGGCUGCGGGCGAUAAUCGCAAUGCGCCGUUCGUGCGCAAGUUGACUAAUCUCUACACUAAGGGGACUUAUAUUGAUGAUGUGGAGGGGUUGCAGGGUCCUGCGCCUGCGGCUGGGGGUGCGUCGCCGGCUACGGGGUAUAUGCUUUGUAUUACGGAGAACAAGGCGAAGGGCUGGGGAAAUGAUGAGCGGGUGCAGGUUGGGAUUGUGGCCGUGCAGCCGAAUACGGGCGAUGUGAUCUAUGACGACUUUGAAGACGGUUUUAUGCGCAGUGAGAUCGAGACGCGGCUUUUGCACAUUGCGCCGUGUGAGAUUUUGAUUGUGGGGGAGAUGUCCAAGGCAAGCGAGAAGCUUGUGCGGCAUUUGUCCGGGAGUAAGAUGAAUGUUUUUGGCGAUGCGGUGAGGCUGGAACGGGUCGGAGAGAAGAAGGGUGUCGAGGCGCAUAGUCAUGUUUCGGGCUUUUAUGCGGGCAAGAUGAAGGCUACGGGCGAGGAGGAGGAUAUCGUUGCGGCCAAGUUGCUGCAGAAUGUUCUGGGGUUGUCGGAGAAUGUGACGAUUUGUCUUUCUUCGAUGAUUGAGCAUAUGACUGAGUAUGGGUUGGAACAUGUUUUUGAUCUGACGAAGUACUUUCAGCCUUUCUCGGCGCGAUCGCAUAUGUUGCUGAAUGGGAAUACCCUGGUUAGUCUGGAGAUCUACCAGAAUCAGAACGAUCACUCUGCGAAGGGGAGUUUGUUCUGGACGUUGGACCGGACGCAGACGCGGUUUGGGCAGCGGCUUCUUCGAAACUGGGUUGGAAGGCCCUUGCUUGACAGGACACGCUUGGAAGAGCGCACAAAUGGCGUGCAAGAGCUGGUCAAUCCUGCUCGGGCGGUUCCUGUGGAGCGUGUUAAGAGGUUACUGAGUAAGAUUAAGAGUGACCUCGAGAAGAGUUUGAUUCGGAUUUACUACGGCAAGUGUACUCGACCUGAACUCCUCACUGUUUUGCAAACCAUGCAGACCAUCUCAAUGGAAUUUUCGGAGAUCAAGUCACCAGCCGACACAGGCUUUGACUCGACUCUCAUUAGUGAAGCCAUUGCCUCCCUCCCUACCAUUCAGGAGGAUGUCACCAGCUUCUUGGACAAGAUAAACAUGCAUGCCGCGCGAAGUGACGACAAAUAUGCUUUCUUCCGAGAGGAAGAAGAAACCGAGGACAUCAGCGACCAAAAGUGCGGCAUUGCCAGCAUCGAGCACGAUCUACAAGAACACCUCGCCGUGGCCGAAGAGCAAAUAGGCCGAAAGAAAAUUGAAUAUGUCACAGUCGCCGGGAUCGAAUACCUAAUCGAAAUCGAAAACAACUCCCUCGCCAUCCGCAAAAUCCCAGCAUCAUGGGUCAAAGUCAGCGGCACGAAGAAAGUCUCCCGUUUCCACACGCCGGCAGUCAUCCAAAUGAUCCGCCAGCGCGACCAGCACAAGGAAGCACUCGCCGCCGCCUGCGACAAAGCCUUCAAAUCCCUCCUCGCCGACAUCGCAACCCAAUACCAAUCAUUCCGAGACUGCGUCCAGUCCCUCGCCACACUAGACUGCCUCCUCUCCCUCGCAGCCAUAGCCCAACAACCCGGCUACGUGAAACCAGAAUACACAGACGAACCCUGCCUACACGUCGAACAAGGCCGCCACCCAAUGGUCGAACGCAUCCUAACAGACGCCUACGUCCCAAACGACACCAACCUCGAAAGCGAAGGCACCCGCGCCCUCCUCGUAACAGGCCCCAACAUGGGCGGCAAAUCAAGCUACGUGCGCCAAGUCGCCCUCAUCGCAAUAAUGGCCCAAAUAGGCUCCUACGUCCCCGCCGCCUCGGCAAAACUCGGCCUGCUGGACGCGGUAUUCACGCGCAUGGGCGCAUUCGACAACAUGCUCGCCGGCGAGUCAACGUUCAUGGUCGAAUUGUCCGAAACGGCGGAUAUUCUCAAGCAAGCUACGCCGCGCUCGCUGGUCAUUCUCGACGAACUGGGUCGCGGGACGUCCACGCAUGAUGGCGUCGCUAUUGCCCAGGCUGUGCUGGAUCACAUGGUGCGCGAGAUUCGUUCGUUGACGCUGUUUAUUACGCAUUAUCAGCAUCUUUCGCGGAUGGUGCGGUCGUUUCCCGGAAAGGAGUUGCGGAAUGUGCAUAUGCGGUUUACUGAGUCGGGUGUUGAGGGCGAUGAGGAGAUUACGUUUUUGUAUGAGGUUACUGAGGGUGUGGCGCAUCGUAGUUAUGGGUUGAAUGUUGCGAGGUUGGCAAAUUUGCCGGCUUCUGUGAUUGAUGUGGCGAGGGGGAAGAGUUCGGAGCUUGAGGAGUCUAUUCGGAGGAAGAGGGUGGCUGGACUGGUUGGGGCUGUUGGGAGGAUUGUGGAGGAGGGUGAUGGAAGUGAUGUUGAUGAUGAUUUACUUAAUCGUUUGAUGGCGAGUGUUGAGGUGGUUUAG
Penicillium manginii is the source of this 3384-nucleotide messenger RNA. RefSeq names its product mismatch repair protein MSH3 (gene msh3). The transcript is spliced from 4 exons. Gene Ontology annotation, molecular function: mismatched DNA binding; ATP-dependent DNA damage sensor activity; ATP binding. NCBI's taxonomy places the organism in Eukaryota, Fungi, Ascomycota, Eurotiomycetes, Eurotiales, Aspergillaceae. The record is from RefSeq and is a predicted model, not a curated record. Gene Ontology annotation, biological process: mitotic recombination; mismatch repair. The coding region runs from base 1 to 3384 and encodes 1127 amino acids. Gene Ontology annotation, cellular component: nucleus.